Messenger RNA from Necator americanus (New World hookworm), 2043 nucleotides. RefSeq lists its product as uncharacterized. The record is from RefSeq and is a predicted model, not a curated record. The coding region runs from base 1 to 2043 and encodes 680 amino acids. The transcript is spliced from 12 exons. Lineage: Eukaryota; Metazoa; Nematoda; Chromadorea; Rhabditida; Ancylostomatidae.
AUGUACUCGGCACAAUGUUCCGGACAGUAUGUGACCCCGGAAGUGGCCGCUAUUCGAGAUGUCGCUGCAAUGUGUAGCAGUGAAGGAAUCACUGCAUCCGUAACCUUUGAUCGAGCAUUUAACGGGAAAAUUUACUCCUACAACUAUGCAACUGUACACGAAUGUAUCUACUAUAAUGGUAUGGAUCUCGAUACCGUGCUGUUCUCCAUUCCUGCUCAUCGUUGUGGGACUCGGUUGAGUCGAACCAGUAGAAAUAUGGUGGAUCAAAUGGAAAAUCGGGUUUAUGUGCAAAUGGAGAAGGACGCUCAAACGGCGGCAGAUCGUCAGUUUUUGUUCGUUUGCCAGCUGGCCGAUGCGAAAGAUGAGAAGGAGAAGAGUGAUUCCGCGGUUCGACGUCAUCCUGUUAGCCCAACAUCGGAUGCCUCGGGAUCUUAUGUUAUCCCUCCCGACGACCCGGAUCAUCUGCCAUUUUUGAAUCAUAACAGUAUAGAACCUGUGAAAAGCAACACAGUUCCACGCGUUUCGGCCUUCUCUUCAGACGGUCAUCUGGGGAACUGGCCGAUUCCAGGAGCACAUCCGUACACGCCAGGCGUUUCGCCAGUGGCCAGCUGGCCUCGACAACCGUUACCGGAUCCUAUAAUCCCGGCGAAUCAUCCAGCAUACCAUAGUACUAGGAUUGCACUCUCCGAAGGUGGAGGUGCACGAAUUGCGGAGGAGUAUGCCACAGCACCUUCGAUCAAAGUUCUAUCCGGAACGACACCACGAAAUCCAUUCCUACCACCGUCGCCGGCCUCCUCCACCGGUCCCAUUGUACCCGCACGUGAUUUGCCUCGCCCGGCUUCCGAAUUCCUCGACAAACCGACGAUUCGAGUCACCACUCAACGACCGAUUGAACCAGUGCCGAACUUUUUCACUAUGCGCACACCAAUAGAGGUGUUUCAUCCUGCGGGCGGCGUUGUACCGUUGAUCCCUGCGCUGCCACCGACCAUCACAACCACGUCCACCACAAUGUCACCGAAUGCGUACGUGUUGCCUGAUGCAGUGAUGGCACGGAACGAAAUCGACACCAUCUCUGGUGGUACAGGUCCACGGAUCGUUUAUAGAGGGAAGGCUACGGAGAUUCCUGCCUACCCAUGGAACAAACCGUAUCCUCCAUCGUCAACGACCGCUCAACCAGAAACAGCAUCAACUCCCCAGGAUGAUAUUUUCAAGAAAACAGCCAUAAAAAUGAACAAACAUAUUGUUCAUGGUGGUCAGGACAACGCAAAAGUGUUCAAAGAAGAGCCGCCAAGGAUCGGUGUUGAAUUUCGUACGGAUGGCGGCAACAAAAUCACAUCUACAGAGACUGGAGAUUUUUCCCCGUCUCGCCUCGUUUCCACGCAGGAAUACCUUGCUCCUCCAGCAGAGAUGACGUUGGAGAUACAACAUGGUAUCGGACCGUUUGCACCGAUUGUAAGUUCGCCAGUAAAAAUUGGCGACAACAUUACGUUGGUGGUUCGAUCGAAAAGUCAGAUAAAAGGUGAAAAUGUAUACGACAUGUUUGUGCAUUCAUGCUUCGCUUCUGAUGGACCAGGUGCAACCAAGGUGGAUCUCAUCGACAAGAAUGGCUGCGUCAUACGUCCACAAUUUGUCUCACCGCUUAACAGAACCAGAGAUCCAUCUGGAAUGAUGUACUACUUCUUUCGAAUAAUUGCAUUCAAGUUCCCUGGCCCGGAUGAUGUGUACUUUUCAUGUUCCAUUGAGAUAACACCGUUUAGGAAUGCGCCGGAAAUCUGUUCCCCGUCUCGUCGAUUCAAUCGAGAUGUGUCACCGGGAAAUGACAUGCGUCUUUUUGACAGCGUAAAAGUGGAGCUAGAGGACCAAUAUGAGACUCAACGAAGAGCAAGUGAACUAAAUGAAGACGUAUGUCUGUCAAAAUCGUUAUCUGGUGUGGUGGCUAUAGUAUUCGCAACAUUGCUCAUCGCAUUUAUUGGUUCGUCAUUUCUUGCCAUGUCUUUCUACUUGAAAUUAUCCGAUCAUACAAAACCUGUAUAUGCGACAUAG